This is a messenger RNA of Macadamia integrifolia, 1892 nucleotides long. RefSeq names its product probable membrane-associated kinase regulator 2. Lineage: Eukaryota; Viridiplantae; Streptophyta; Magnoliopsida; Proteales; Proteaceae. The transcript has 2 exons. The record is from RefSeq and is a predicted model, not a curated record. The coding region runs from base 264 to 1559 and encodes 431 amino acids. Gene Ontology annotation, cellular component: plasma membrane.
CCUCUCUCUCUAAAAUUGCUCUAACAUGACUACCCUGCAACCACGUAUACAACAAAAUUAAAGCCCUCUCUCUCUCUCUCUCUCUCUAAAGCUUCACCCUUACUGUAACCCUGUCAUGCCAUUUCCAGUACUGCAGAACCAUUAAACAAAGCCUUCUUUUCACACAUCUGGCCCUUUUCAUCUUCGCUUUCUCGCUCUUAAACCUAAACAGAAACCCUCUUCCCCAAUCCACUACACUCACUCUUGCUCUGGCUCUCCCAACCAUGGAAGUUUUCAGUUUGCUCAAGUACUGGAAGGGUGGUGGAGUUACCGGAAAUAAUGAACGCACCAUACCUGGCACCACUGCCACAUACACCACUUUUCAGCCGCAACCGGCGGUGGAAACGGAGGAAGAUGGCGAUGAUGGUUCCUUCUUCGACAUGGAGUUUACGGUGCCCGAAGACGACGAUGGUGAAGGCGGAGACGAACACGAUAACAGCAGCGGAGUCGACGAGGAAGAUGACAGUGCCGCCUCGGAAUCUGCGGGAAUUGAUGGAGAGGAGUUCAACUUCAGGGUGUCUUCUGGGUCGAGUGAUAGCAGAACGGACCUGGACGUGGACCCUUCGCUCUCACCUUCUGACGAUCUGUUCUUUAAAGGAAGGCUUGUGCCGCUCGAGCCUUCGUCACUUGAAUUCAACCAUUCUGAGACAAACUCGAAGCCUCAGUUCCCUGUCUCUUUGUUGAAAUCUGCAACCAAGAUCAGAGUUCUCAUGUUGGGGUUUAAGAAACCCAGAUCGACGACGGCUGACAAGAUGGAGAGGAACUCUGUAGACGGAGCUAGUCCAAAACAGCAGCAAGGAAAAUUUUUUGCCGUGAAAUUCAAUGUCGAAGAGGUUCCCAUCGUUUCUCUGUUCACCAGAGAAAACAGUUCCAGAAGCUUUGGAAGCAAGCUUCAGAAGCAGAACUCCGACGAGGCAACCACGGAGGAUAAGAGAUUUCCAAAGGAUGUGGUGAACAAGUAUCUGAAGAUGAUCAAGCCACUCUACGUAAAGGUUUCAAGGAGGUAUGGGGAGAAGCUGAAGUUUUCUGGACAAUUGAGCUUGGGUUCAGGGAAAACAGGGGCAACAGCUCCGACGACCACGACGAUGCCAGUUACUUCUCUAAAGCCAACUAAGAACAAUCACGGAGAAACAGAGGAUUCCGAAGUGCAGAGCAAUGGUAGGAGCCAGAAACAGGGGAACUUGCCUUCGGGGCUACGAGUUGUUUGUAAGCGUUUAGGAAAGAGCAGGUCGGCCUCAUCAGCUGUGGCAGCAGUGCCGACAUUACCGUUCCAGGCCAGUAGACGAGAUGAUUCACAGUUGCAGUAUGAGGAUGGGAUCCAAGGAGCCAUUUUACACUGCAAGAGAUCGUUCAAUGCUACUAGAGAUUCGGAGACUUCUAUGCUUUCGCGGUGUACGAGCGAUCCCUCUCACGAGAAGUUGAGUAGUUCUUCCAGAAAUUCUUCGGAUCUCUUACACAAGAAAGCAGCUGGUGGUUCAUAUAGGAUUUCUUCAGUAAACGAAGCUCACAUUCGCAUUUGAAGAAUUGAUCUUCCAUUUUUCUGCGAGUUUGAAGAUAGAAGCAAAGGAUUGGAUCUGUGAAUCUGUUGUUUAGUCUUUUACUGUAAAAAAAGAGGAAAUAGAUUAGGAGAUUAGAAGAGUUGUGAUUUGAUAAUCUGAAAUCUUCUUGAUGAUGAAAGGAGAUUAGAUUAUCCAGUGAGUCCUGUGUGAGUAGUUUGAAUUUUUACUCCCAAAAAACCCCAGUGAUCUGAUCGAUUGAUCCACAGAAUGUAAUGAUUUUAAAAUCAAAAUAGAGAAUCCUGCAAUAAUAGGCAAUAUAAUAUAGAGGAUUGCUUUUGUUUUUGUUUUGUUCAA